CCCGCUUCACUGCAAAACCCUAACACCCCAAAAAUCACAAUCUGCCAAUGGCUCCUCCUAGUCUUCUUGGCCCUCCACAGGUCACCAAUCCCGUCCCACCGGCCCAACCCGACUCCGGCGCAAGACCCCCGAUGGGCUUGACCGAGAAUUGUUCCCCAACCUUCUUGACCUCCGGCAACCCCUGCCUUGAUCUCUUCUUCCAAGUCGUACCGGAUACUCCGGCGUCCUAUCUCAACAAACAGCUCCCUCUCGCCUGGGUCUACAAUCCCCUGACCACCUUAAAGCUCAUCUGCAACCUGAGAGGCGUACGUGGCACGGGGAAGUCCGAUAAAGAAGGGUUCUACACGGCGGCGCUUUGGCUUCACAAGAACCACCCCAAAACCCUAGAGUGCAACGCUGCGUCUUUGGCGGAAUUCGGUUACUUCAAGGACUUGCCGGAGAUUCUGUACCGCCUUCUAGAAGGCCAGGACGUGAGGGAGAAGCAAAAGAUGGAUUGGCAGUGCCGAAAACCGACUAUUCGGAGGCUGGUUGGCCGAGUUAGUAUUGGACGCCGGAGGGUCAGACGUGGCGGUUGUGCUAAAUUGAAUAAAUCAAAGCAGGUCGGAAAGCCCAAAGCCGUCAGCCGGCAGAAGUUGCCUAAGGAUGUAAGGGAAAAGAUGGCGGCGGAGAAGCGGAGAUUGGAGAAGGAGAAAGUGAGUGCAGCGAGGCUGGAGAAGAAGAUUGCAAUGGCUAAGAAGGCGCUUGCAAGGUACCAGCGUGACCCGGAUUACCGAUUCUUGCAUGACAGGGUUUCGGAUCUUUUCGCUGACUGCUUGAAAUCUGAUAUGGAGAGUCUCAAGAACAACAAUACUAACAUGAUAGGCCUGGCGGCGAAAUGGUGUCCUUCGCUUGAUUCUUCGUUUGAUCGAGCCACGUUGCUCUGCGAAAGCAUUGCGAGGAAGAUUUUCACCCGAGAAUUGUAUCAGGAAUAUGAAGGAGUUGAGGAUGCACAUUAUGCUUACAAAGUCCGAGACCGACUGAGGAAGGAGGUGUUGGUGCCAUUGAGGAAGGUGUUGCAGCUGCCGGAGGUUUAUAUGGGUGCCAACAAGUGGGGGGAGAUUCCCUACAAGAGAGUGGCCUCAGUCGCCAUGAAGCUUUACAAGGGGAAGUUCUUGAAGCACGAUGAAGAGAGGUUUAAGAAGUAUUUGGAGGAUGUGAAAGCCGGGAAGGACACGAUUGCGGCUGGUGCUCUGCUUCCACAUGAGAUCAUAGCCUCUCUGAAUGAUGAGGAUGGUGGGGAAGUGGGUGAGCUUCAGUGGAAGAGAAUGGUGGAGGACCUGGGGGAGCUUGGCAAGUUGAGGAAUUGCAUGGCUGUGUGUGACGUGUCCGGAAGCAUGGAAGGGACUCCUAUGGAGGUGUGUGUGGCUUUAGGGCUGUUGGUGUCGGAAUUGAGUGAAGAGCCAUGGAAAGGAAAGGUCAUCACUUUCAGUCAGAACCCUCAGUUGCAUUUGAUUCAAGGCGAUGAUCUUAGCUCCAAGUGCAAGUUUGUGAGGAGGAUGGACUGGGGGAUGAACACUGAUUUUCAAAAGGUGUUUGAUCUGAUUCUCCAAGUGGCUGUGAAGGGGAAGUUGAAGCCGGAGCAGAUGAUAAAGAGGGUGUUUGUGUUCAGCGACAUGGAGUUUGAUGAGGCUUCAGGGCAUAGGGGAUAUGGAUAUGGGUAUUAUGGAAGGGAGGCUAAUGAGCCCCAGAGCUGGGAGACCGAUUAUGAGGUGAUACAGAGAAAGUAUAAGGAGAAUGGGUAUGGUGAUGCGGUGCCUCAGAUAGUGUUUUGGAAUCUCAGGGACUCAGGGUCUACACCGGUGACUGCAACAACACCAGGGGUGGCUCUGUUGAGUGGCUUCUCCAAGAAUGCACUUAAGAUGUUCUUGAAUGAUGAUAUUGAGCAAAUUCAACCGGAUAUUGUCAUGGAAGCUGCCAUCUCAGGCGAGGAGUAUCAAAGGCUGGUGUUGGUUGAUUAGUUUGACAUCAUCCUGUAAA
Rosa rugosa (rugosa rose) is the source of this 2016-nucleotide messenger RNA. RefSeq lists its product as uncharacterized. Lineage: Eukaryota; Viridiplantae; Streptophyta; Magnoliopsida; Rosales; Rosaceae. The coding region runs from base 48 to 1997 and encodes 649 amino acids. The record is from RefSeq and is a predicted model, not a curated record. The transcript has a single exon.